Morone saxatilis (striped sea-bass) is the source of this 1482-nucleotide messenger RNA. RefSeq names its product glutamate receptor-interacting protein 1-like. Bases 1 to 1482 code for a protein of 493 amino acids. Gene Ontology annotation, molecular function: nuclear glucocorticoid receptor binding. The transcript is spliced from 12 exons. NCBI's taxonomy places the organism in Eukaryota, Metazoa, Chordata, Actinopteri, Moronidae. Gene Ontology annotation, biological process: neurotransmitter receptor transport, endosome to postsynaptic membrane. The record is from RefSeq and is a predicted model, not a curated record.
AUGUCAGAUGAUGAUGAUGAGGGGCCGUACACCAAACACUCUGCCGGGUCGCGACCUCCAGAUGGAGCGCUGGCCAUCAGGAGGCAGAGUAUACCAGACGAGUUUCGGGGCUGCUCGGUGGUGGAGCUGAUGAAGAAGGAGGGGACGACGCUCGGACUGACGGUUUCAGGCGGCAUCGACAAAGAUGGGAAGCCCCGGGUUUCUAACCUGCGACAGGGAGGCAUCGCUGCCAGGAGCGACCAGCUGAACGUGGGCGACUACAUCCGCGCCGUUAACGGCAUCAACUUGGCCAAGUUCAGACACGACGAAAUCAUCAGUCUGCUGAAGAACGUCGGGGAACGAGUCGUGCUGGAGGUCGAGUACGAACUACCGCCUGUCUCGGUGCAGGGGUCAGGGGUCAUGUUUAAGAACCUAGAAGUCACACUUCACAAAGAAGGAAACAGUUUCGGCUUCGUCAUCAGAGGUGGGGCCCAUGAAGACAGGAACAAGUCUCGCCCUAUCGUCAUAACAACCAUCAGGCCAGGCGGUCCCGCUGACAGAGAAGGAACCGUCAAGCCGGGCGAUCGGUUGCUAAGCAUUGAUGGGAUUCGUCUCCACGGCAGCACGCUAUCAGAGGCCAUGAGCAUCCUGAAGCAGUGCGGGCAGGAAGCCACGCUGCUGAUCGAGUACGACGUCUCAGUGAUGGAUUCAGUUGCCACGGCGUCAGGACCGCUGCUGGUGGAGGUUGCCAAGGCGACGGGUUCCAGUCUGGGCGUGGCUUUGUCCACCUCCAUGUUCUGCAACAAGCAGGUUAUCAUCAUCGACAAGGUCAAACCAGCCAGCAUAGCAGACAGGUGUGGCGCUCUUCAUGCAGGUGAUCACAUUCUGUCUGUUGAUGGGAAGUCGAUGGAGUUUUGUUCUCUGGCUGAAGCCACUCAGCUGCUUUCUGCCUCCUGUCAGACCGUCCGCAUGGAGAUCCUGCCUCAACACCAGGCCCGACCGGCCCUGAACGCACCACAGCACGUCAAGGUGCAGCGUAGUCCCCGCCCCCUCCCCUGGGAGCCGGAGCUCUCGCACAUUCUCGUCCUACUACACAUACCAACCUACACAAUCAGCUGCCAGAUCGCACAACCGCCUACAAACAACCCCUCUCUCCACUCUGACUACAGUCCCACCGUCACGUCCGCAUCAGAGCUGACAUACAUCUGUGACCAGCAUUCGCAGCAGUCUGCCGGAGGCUUUAUCGGAGGCCUCCUCGUUAACGGUGGCCGACCGAUGAGAUUCAAUCAAGCGAGGUCCUUCUGCGAUUGGCCCGUCAGGAAGCUCGUGACCACCGCCUCCUGCGUCCUGCUGUUGAGAGUUGAAGCCCUGCCCUCCGACCAUCAGGAGAGUCGAUCCGCCUCCACCAGGACGCUCACCAACAACUGCUGCUGCACUUCAAACAAUCAGCAUCCAACCGCCCUUUUCUGGAACUCUGUGCCUUCAACCAAAAUUCACCAGUGA